Molecule: messenger RNA, 597 nt
Organism: Panicum virgatum (switchgrass)
Lineage: Eukaryota; Viridiplantae; Streptophyta; Magnoliopsida; Poales; Poaceae
Product: translation initiation factor IF-2-like
Exons: 1
Coding region: 1-597 (198 amino acids)
Source: RefSeq, a predicted model, not a curated record
AUGGCACCCGAGGGCAUCGCCGUCAUUGGUCUGCAAGCAGACCUAGGCUUUUUGCCUCCACCUGAACCCUCCCUGAAGCCGAAGGCCGAGGAACGGCAAAGCGUAGAAGAGCCCGCCGGAGAGCCGGCCGCAGACCCCAAGGCACGAACGUCUAGAAUCGCAACCAGCCCUAGGGCGAGCGACAGUGAUGACGAUGCGUCCAUCGGAGGCGCAACACCCGCCCCGGGCCGAACGGUGGCGGCGGCUACCAGGCCACUAGCCGCCCCAGACCAGGGCAGGGCCCCGGGCGCCGGCGGGCGGUGGCGCCCCCGCUACACUGGAGCCAAGGCUCCAGCGGCAAGGGCAGCCCGCCAGCGGGCCAGGCAGGCGCGAGCGGCGGUGCCCCGGACCGGCAGCCGGCCACGUGAGGGCCGGCCGGAGGUGGGUGGUCGCCCGGGCAGGCGGCGGCGGCAGCGGCAGCGCCCCCGCCCCACCGGAGCCGGCCCAAGCGGCAAGGACGGCGUGCCCGCGGGACAGGCACCAAGGCCACGGCGUAGGAGUAAGCCCGGCGGCGUCGAGCCAGGCGGAGAGACCCCAGGCGAGAGCAGAUCCGCCUAG